CAAACAUAAACACAAACAUUUAGGCACGCAAUUAUUAUUUCAACGUUUUUUUAUACAUUUACACAAAUAAUUAUCGUCAGAAGGUAAGCAAACAUGGGCGACGCAAAAUGCACGUUCGGAACUCGUCCCCCCGUCGACCUGCAGAUGCUCAACGAGAAGAUAUACCGGGAGGUCAAACACUUCAGGAACUAUAAGACCUACCGACCUAACUUUGGCUCUCUGCCCGUCGCCACAAAGUUCUACGCCAGACACGACCAGCUGAAAGACGAGUCGGAAGAGCAAACAAAGAAGGUGGCAGACUAUGCCUACAACGUGGCCCAGACGAGGGCCAAAGGGCCCCACAGCAAGUACCCAGCGCCAGUUACUGAGAGUCAUGUGUAUGGCUGGUACACAGCUCCACUUGUGCCUAUGGACCGUAACGACACUCGUUUCUACCACCCGAAGAAAGAGAGCUCACACACCAAGAUCGAGGUCAUCAUUCGCAUGUGCAACCCCAAGAAGCGGGCAGAGGGUUAACUGGGGGAAUCAAAACUGUACAAAAACUGUAAGUUGUAAAAAUAUACCAAUUUUAAUUUCAUU
Leguminivora glycinivorella is the source of this 579-nucleotide messenger RNA. Its product is annotated as protein FAM183A-like. The transcript is spliced from 4 exons. Gene Ontology annotation, cellular component: ciliary base. Bases 94 to 516 code for a protein of 140 amino acids. The record is from RefSeq and is a predicted model, not a curated record. Lineage: Eukaryota; Metazoa; Arthropoda; Insecta; Lepidoptera; Tortricidae.